Messenger RNA from Betta splendens (Siamese fighting fish), 781 nucleotides. It is a transcript of the gene smim1, whose product is annotated as small integral membrane protein 1. Bases 179 to 400 code for a protein of 73 amino acids. The record is from RefSeq and is a predicted model, not a curated record. The transcript has 3 exons. Lineage: Eukaryota; Metazoa; Chordata; Actinopteri; Anabantiformes; Osphronemidae.
CAACUAAUGAAUUUAUGAUGGACUGACGUCACUAAACAUAUGAACUAUGACCAAAGAUUACCACAUCAAGCAGAGCCAAGCAGGUCAGUUGUGGCUUUAAAAGUGCUGGAGAGCGAAGCCUGUUGACCAUUUCCAAAAUUUUACAGAUAAACCUUUGAGGAGAGGACAAAUUUCCCACAUGGACUCCAGUCAGCCAGAGACUGUGCCGUACGCUCGCUGGAAUGAGGACAACAUCAAUAUGAAUGUAGAAGCAACACAAUCUAUAAUGAUCAGGAUCUACAACAGAAUGUGUACGGGCAGAACUGGAAUAGCAGUGAAGACAGCAGGAGCAUUGGCUGCACUAGUGAUCCUCUACAUCAUGGGAUAUGCUACUGGAUAUUAUGUUCAUAAAUGUGGAUGAUGGAGUUCAAGAUGAAAGAUAAAUAAUAUAGCCAUUCUGGCUAUAUCUGACAUCACACUUGUAAUAAAACAUGUGAAGGGCAAAUAGCAAUAAGUUCAGCUGUUUUUAAAGUGUGACUAAAUUAUUAUUUUUCAACUACAGAUAAUUAUAUAAAUUCAAAAUUAAAAUGGGAUGCAAUGGUAUCAAGUACAAGAAAAUGUUUAUGUUGUGUAUUUGAGUUGAUUAGAUUUGAUAUAUUUGUGAAUUCAAUAAAGCAUAUGUGAGCAUGUUACUGACAUUGGCUGUAAGUUGUAGCACUGAAACUGAACUAUAACUAAGUUUCCACAGGCUGUUAAAUAAACGACACUGCCCUCAUGUGCUCAAAAGGGAAACUAACACAUA